CCAAAUAAAUAAUUUAAAAAGUAUUUCUAUGUUAUUACAAAUGAUUAAAAGUUGUUUAGACGAACAGUUUAUGCUUUAUAAAAGUUUGUAUGAAAAAAUAUUAUUGGUAAAUUCUACUUCCGGUWCCGRGUGCGCACUUCCUGUUUCAUGRUUUGCUAGGAAAACAAGAUCCACACACGAGAUGCAGUAUGGAAACGUUAUCAGAUGCCAUCCACUUUGAAUAAUCAGACAGGAACGCCUUUUCACCACAUGUUCAUGAAGACAAUUAAACAAGCUGCAACUAAACUCCAGGGUCUUCAUUUGUGGUUUAACUUGGUGUCAUCAACAUCCUUGUUGAAAACACUACAGUGAAAAGGCGCCAACUGAUGAUUCCUCACAGUCAAGAUGGCAUCCAGCAACAAGUCUGCAUGCAGUGUAAGGACGAGCCGUUCAUCUGGAUCAGCAGUAAGCGCUGCUCAUGCUCGUGCUAAAGCGGAAGCUGCUAAGGUGAGAGCAUCUUAUGCAACCAAAGAAGCACAGUUGAAAGUUGAAAAAGCACAAAGUGAACUGGAAAAAACUAAAAUAGAAGCAAAACUGGAAGUGUUAACAUUACAAAAGGAAGCUGAUGCUGCUGUGGCUGAAGCCCAAGUGCUGGAGGAAGCUGAGGCAACACAAGAAGAGCCCGAAAUCAGAAAACCUCCAUCAGAAAAGUCAAAAUUAGAACGCACAAGUGAAUAUGUACAAUCUCAAAGGAGYAUAAUACAAUCUCCAUCUCCCGAAGAGAUUCCAACCACCUCUUGCCCACAAGUAAGCUCACCCAGUACAUUUAUCACAUGGCGUCCUCUAGACGAAAACAGUGUAGAGCCGCAACCAAUCAGCUCUGAACUAAAGCUUACUAAAGACAAUGUUACUGUCCUAAAUAUGACCAGUCAACCGAGAAGUAAAAUAAAACCAAAGUUGGAGAAACCAAACACUCCCCUCAACCCAAAUUCCUCACUUUUCACACCUAACAAUAACACCCCAGCCAACAUUCCAUAUCUAGCUGAACCAUUUGCCCAAUACAUGGCGAGACGAGAUCUAAUCACUUCGGGGCUUUACCAGUUUGAUGAUAGACCAGAAAAUUAUGGACCAURGUACUCUUCAUUUACAAGUGCAACAGCUGAGGUUCAUUUAAGUCCCAUUCAGGAGCUAGAUCUCAUGACAAAAUGGUUGGGGAAAGAUUCCAGUGGUCAAGUAAAACGCAUACGCUCAGUACACGUUAACAACCCCACAUUAGCUCUACACAAAGCAUGGGAGAGACUAAACGAAUGUUAUGCAGCUCCUGAAAUGAUAGAAAAGGCACUUUUCCAACGAUUGGACAGUUUUCCAAGAAUAACUGUCAAGGAUAACAUCAAGCUGCGUGAACUAGGAGAUCUGCUWCAAGAGAUUCAAAGCGCCAARGAAGACGGUUACCUCCCUGGCCUACAAUAUCUGGACACUUCUCGUGGAAUUGGUCCAAUUGUAGAAAAACUUCCUCAUGGACUUCAGGAAAGGUGGAUGUCUCAUGGAUCUCAAUAUAAAGAGGAAAAUCAAGGCUGUUUCCCACCCUUUGAGUAUUUCUGCAAAUUUGUGUGCAAAGAAGCAAAGAGACACAAUGAUUUAAACAAGGAAGUUAUCGACUAUCGCAUGAAAGUUCAUGUGUUUGGCAACUCACCGUCUCCUGCUGUUGCUAUUUACGGACUUCGCAAAGCCAUCAGAGCAGGCGCAAAGGACUACGGUGCUGAUACUGUCAAGUUUGUGGAGAAGCACUUUUACCAGGUUCUCUUUCUUUACUUGAUCCACGUCUUCCUGGCACGGUUUAACCGCCUGUUUCCACCCUGGUCUCUCAGCCAUCACCGCUCCCCUCUGAUGCACGUGACGGCCUUCCACCUCCAGCCUCAGCUCUCAGCGUUUAGCUUCCACCACCGCCUGCCGUGUUUUUACCAAGGAGAAAAGCUUCCAGACCAGCAUUUGGCCUUUAAUGACUGA
This is a messenger RNA of Austrofundulus limnaeus, 1986 nucleotides long. RefSeq lists its product as uncharacterized. NCBI's taxonomy places the organism in Eukaryota, Metazoa, Chordata, Actinopteri, Cyprinodontiformes, Rivulidae. The record is from RefSeq and is a predicted model, not a curated record.